AUGUUUACCGUGAUGGCCCGCCAGCCUUGUGAACAAGCAGGCUUCAGGGCCCUCUCCCGGACUCCAGGCAUCGUCACCUUGGUGGUCUUGCUUGUGAGCAUCGUGGUGCUUGUGACACUCACGCUCAUCCAGAUCCGCCACCCUCAGGUCCUCCCUCCGGGGCUGAAGUAUGGAAUCGUGCUGGAUGCUGGCUCUUCCAGAACCACCAUCUACGUGUACCAGUGGCCAGCGGAGAAAGAGAAUAACACGGGAGUAGUCAGUCAAACCUUCAAGUGCAGUGUGAAAGGCUCUGGCAUCUCCAGCUAUGAGAAUAAUCCCCAAGAUGCCCCCAAGGCCUUUGAGGACUGCAUGGUAAAAGUCAAGGAACAGAUCCCAGAGCCCCUCCACGGAUCCACCCGAGUUUACCUGGGAGCCACAGCUGGGAUGCGCUUGCUGCGGUUGCAGAACGAGACAGCAGCUCAGGAAGUCCUUGAGAGCAUCCAAAGCUACUUCAAGUCCCAGCCUUUUGAUUUUAGGGGUGCUCAGAUCAUUUCUGGGCAAGAGGAAGGGGUGUAUGGAUGGAUUACAGCCAACUAUAUCAUGGGAAAUUUCCUGGAGAAGAACCUGUGGCACAUGUGGGUUCACCCGCACGGAGUGGACACCACAGGAGCCCUGGAUCUAGGCGGCGCCUCCACCCAGAUAUCCUUUGUGUCUGGAGAGAAGAUGGAGCCCAAUGCCAGCGACACGGUGCAGGUGUCCUUGUACGGCUACACGUACACACUCUACACACACAGUUUCCAGUGCUAUGGCCGCAAUGAGGCGGAGAAGAAGCUCCUGGCGAUGCUUCUGCAGAGCUCUCCCACUGGAACCAACAUCAGCAACCCCUGCUAUCCUCGGGGUUACAGCUCCACCUUCAACUUGGGCCACAUUUUCGGUAGCCUGUGCACAGAGAAGCACAGGCCAGACAGCUACAACCCCGAUGAUGUUGUCACCUUCACGGGAACUGGAGACCCAUGGCUGUGCAGGGAGAAGGUGGCCUCUGUGUUUGACUUCAAAGCUUGCCAGGAGCAAGAGGCUUGUUCCUUUGAUGGUGUUUACCAGCCCAAGGUUCAAGGGCCAUUUGUGGCGUUUGCAGGGUUCUAUUACACAGCCAGUGCGCUAAACCUCUCAGGAAGCUUCUCCCUUGCCUCCUUCAACAGCAGCAGCUGGGACUUCUGCAAACACACCUGGAUGGAGCUCCCGUCCCUGCUCCCCAGAUUUGAUGAGGUGUAUGCCCGCUCCUACUGCUUCUCAGCCCACUAUAUCUACCACCUGCUCGUAAAUGGAUACAAAUUCACUGAGGAGACUUGGCCUCAGAUACGUUUUGAGAAAGAAGUGGGGAACAGCAGCAUUGCCUGGUCCCUAGGCUACAUGCUCAGCUUGACCAACCAGAUCCCAGCUGGAAGUGCCCUGAUCCGUCUACCCAUACAGCCACCGGUUUUUAUGGGAGUGCUGGCCUUCUUCACGGCCAUUGCCCUGCUGUGUCUGGCAUUUCUUUUGUAUCUGUGUUCAGCAUUCAGGACAAAGGGACGCUCCGAGAAUGCCUUCGACCAAGCAGUAGACUCUGACUGAGUCUCCAAGCAGCAACCUGAGCCCAAGGCUGCCUGUAACCCGCCUUGAGUGACACCAGGCAGAGUGAGCAAAGUGGCUGCCACCGGGACCUGCUCCAUGGUCACAUGCCAAGGUCAUGUGUCUUGCAGCUACUGGUUCCUGCCAGAGAACCUCCCCGGAGAGUCCCUUAACUACCCAGCGAGAAGAGUUGCCCCCUGUGACCCCUCCCCACCUGAUCGCUGAUCCACUGGGAAUCAAGGAGACACAGGCAGUCACGUUCAGAGACUCCAUCCACUCUGGAGGAAGUUGGGAAUAUAAUAGUUAAUGGGGAGGUACUGACCACAGGGCUCAGUUUCCAUUUUCUCUCCAUCACUAUUCUUCCUAGCAAUGCACCCAUGAAGGCUCUGACUGAGACAUCUCACCCAUGCUCUGUCCUGGAGCGGUAAGGCUCUCCUGUCUUUUAGUUGAGUCCAGCCCUAUCAAGCCACUGAUACUUUCUUUUAGCAAUCCCAUAAGCACUGAGCUCCCUGACGUUAGUGGGAAAGGUGCUAGUGUAAAGUCUCAGGUAGCCCAUGCUAGCCUCCAAUUCACUGUGUGGCCGAGGGUGACCUUCGGCUUCUGAUCUGCUCCCGAGUCCUGCAAUUAUGGCUAUGAAUCAUGGUACCAGUUUAUGAGAAGCUAGGGCUAGAACCCCAGGGAUUCAUGAAUGCUAGGCAACUAUUCUACCAACUGAACCUUAUCCCCAGCUCAGAAAACUCUGUGGUCCCAAGGAUUCCUGGCCUCUGUCACGUAGACAGAGCCUGAAGCACACAGAUGCAUAGAAGUCCCUAAAAACGGUAGCUAUCCUCAUUGUGGAAUUCCCACUCGGGGCUCUGGUCAUGAGAUUAGACUCGGUGUGUGUGGUCAUCCUUGUGUAAUUGUCUCACUGCUGUGUCCUCCUCUAAAUCACACCCAGUCGGCUGCCCCAGAGUGGAUCUCAUUGACCCGGCAAGCCUCUUGCUCAGGGCUGACUUUCUGCUGUCACCAUGGCAUGUGGCUUUCCCACAACUCUCACAGGCAUACUUGACCCAGUGCUAAGACAUCCCAGUCUGGAAUUUCUGGUCAAUUAUUUCACCUGGUUACA
Molecule: messenger RNA, 2692 nt
Organism: Cricetulus griseus (Chinese hamster)
Lineage: Eukaryota; Metazoa; Chordata; Mammalia; Rodentia; Cricetidae
Source: RefSeq, a predicted model, not a curated record